CCUAGACACACUUUUGGCGAAACCGUGAAAUCGAUCGGAUCAGUCUCAACCCUCUCGUUUGUAUCUAUGAUCGCUAAAAAAAAAAAAAAAAUUGUAAAGAAGGCGGGGACCACUGAUUUGAUCACUUGUUCACGGGGCGAAGGUAAGAAAAAGUAGGUACCUAGGUAGGUAUCGUCGUGCUCGCAAGCGGUGACUCAGCGUCGGAUUUCAUCAAGUCCUCUUGCAAGCCAAAUAUAUCCUACAGUAUCGGUAGCGUUCAAAAUUCGUCAGCACCGUCAAGCCAACAUAAAAGUAGAGACAUCGAUGCCAUUUAUGCACGCCAUUGCGCCGAUAAGCUUGUGCUAAACUUGAUUCAAAACCAAUCAUCAAACCGGAAUGAGCCAGCCCAUCACCAGGAAAUCAAAUCGAUCAUGGCAAGCACACCUCUACCGGAUCAUAUGCAGCCCACCUACGUGGACGAGAUCCUCAAGCCACUAGAAAGCAGGAUUUCCGAACUCCUCGACGAGUUCUGUCCCGCCAAUCAGGGAACCGAGAGGCUGAACGACGUCAAGAAGCUGGUGGUCAACUACACAGUUCUCCAGAUCCUCACGCAAACUUUUGACCCCAACCUCUGUGUCACGCCUCGCCCGAAAGACCUGGCUCAGGCCGAAGCCUGGGUAGAACACUACUGCCGCGAUUCGUUCAUCUACCCUGGCGACGAGCCGCCCAAGAACUCGGGCUUCGCCGGCGACGGCAAGGAGUUUUACUCGACACUUAUUACGCACAUCUUGGCUGAUAUCGUGCCCGCUCUCAACUCGCAGGCGCUUUCCUCGCGCUACUACGGAUUCGUGACGGGGGGUGUCCAUCCCGUGGCGCAGGCUGCUGAUAAUGUGGUUACGGCACUGGAUCAGAACGUCCAGGUUCACAUGCCUUCGACUCAUUCCAUAAGCACCGUUGUGGAGCAUCAUGCUCUUUCGAUGCUCCGCUCGCUCUUGGAUUUGGAUGGGUUCCAUGGCAAAACCUUCACGACUGGAGCAACAGCAAGCAAUAUCAUGGGCCUUGCGUGCGGUCGGGAGGCGGUCAUCUCGGCAAGGCUGCCCGAAUACGCAAAAAAGAGCGGAGGAGUAGGCGAGCUGGGGCUCUUGGCUGCGUGUAUGGCGGCGGGCGUAAAGGAAGUACAGGUUUUGACGAGCAAGGGCCACUCAUCCCUUUACAAGGCGGCGAGUGUCGUGGGGUUGGGGAGAGCGGCGGUCAAGGAUUUGGGGUUCGCAGAUGCCCCUUGGGUAUUGGACUUGAAAGCCGUGGAGCGGGAAUUGCAGCGCGAGGAUGUGGCGAACAUCAUCGUGGUGAGCGCGGGUGAGGUAAACACCGGGCAGUUUGGGACGACUGGCGAAACCAUGAAAGAGCUGAGGCAGUUGGCCGAUCGAUACAAGGCGUGGAUCCACAUUGAUGGAGCAUUCGGCAUAUUUGCGCGCGCCCUUCCCAAGACUGAGAGGUUCGCCAAACUGUUUGAGAGGACUGCUGGCUUGGAGUUGGCGGACAGUAUAGCUGCUGAUGGUCACAAGUUGCUAAAUGUGCCCUAUGAUAACGGCAUCUUCUUCUGCAGCAGUCCGGAAGUUAUGAGCCAUGUCUUCCAAAACCCUAACGCGGCAUACCUAGCGCCAGUGGCAUCAACGUCAAGCUCUGGUACCACCACCGACAUUCAAAGCCCCUUACACGUAGGCCUUGAAAACUCGCGACGGUUCCGUGCCCUUCCUGUAUAUGCUCUUCUCGUGCAUCUCGGCCGCGGUAAUAUGGGCGAAAUGCUGGCAAGGAUGGUCGACCUAGCGCGAAGAAUUGCCGCAUUCAUCCGGGGCUCGGACAAGUACGAUUUGCUGCCCGAUGAAACAGCUGAUAUCGACUGCACGCACGUCAUCGUCUUGUUCAAGGCAAAGAAUCCCGACCUUAAUGAGGUCUUGGUAGAGAAAAUCAACGAGACAAGGAGGAUGUAUGUGAGUCCAACAAAGUGGAAUGGCGAGAAUGCGGUACGGAUUGCUGUAGGAAGUUGGAGGGUUGAUGUUGAAGAAGAUCUGGCGGCUGUGAAGUUGGUGUUGAACUCGCUAUAACAAUCUCUUGCAUCUGUUGUGAGCCUUCAGUUGGUCAAUGCGUCAAAAUAUCCCUCUAAGCGAGAAGGUCCGCGGUUGAGCAGCGUCAUAACAGGUUUGCAAACCUGGUCACUUGACCCUGCUGCUAGAAUCGGAGAGGGAAAAGAAAGAAAAGAAGAACGAUUGAAAACUGAAUAUUGGACAGCACGAAUCAUUCACUUCAUU
Messenger RNA from Neurospora crassa OR74A, 2288 nucleotides. RefSeq names its product tyrosine decarboxylase. NCBI's taxonomy places the organism in Eukaryota, Fungi, Ascomycota, Sordariomycetes, Sordariales, Sordariaceae. Bases 411 to 2084 code for a protein of 557 amino acids. The transcript has 3 exons. Gene Ontology annotation, molecular function: carbon-carbon lyase activity; pyridoxal phosphate binding. Gene Ontology annotation, biological process: carboxylic acid metabolic process. The record is from RefSeq and is a predicted model, not a curated record.